CACGUGCAUCAUCUUUCUUCAACGCAGCGCCUCCCGCCCGCCAUGUCUCAACAGAAAGAUCGCAGAACGGCCAGCACGAGCAGCGCUGGCAAGCCGACGUUCGCGCAAUGGGCGACGGGAAUAAAAAGCCAACCGAAACGCAAGAGCAAGAAAUGGAUUCAUCCGCCCGGAGCGAUGCUUCGAGGCUGCGUGAUUUACACCGUCAAGUUCUUGGGCGUCACAGAGGUAGACAAGCCAAAGGGAAACGAAGUAGUGCGCGAGGCCAUCAAGAGACUCAAGUUUUCUGCUCAUGUGAAGAUGAGCGAGGGAGUAAAGCCACCGAAAAUCGAUUUAGGUAUCAGUUGCCAGUUUAUCCGCAUUCAAGAGGCUAAGACAAAGUUGACAAUGCAUCAGAUCUCGCUGAAGAGGAUUUCCUAUUGUGCCGACGACAAACAAGACAAGAGGAUAUUCGCUUUCAUCUCUAAAGAUCAACAGAAAGAAGUUCACAGCUGCUACGUUUUUGAUACAGAGAAUUUGGCUGAAGAGAUUACUCUCAGUGUUGGACAGGCAUUUGAUCUCGCUUUCAAACAGUUUGCAGCCUCAGCAGGACAGUCACUAGGAAUUCAGAAGAAAAUGAUGGCCAUGGAGCAGCAAGUCAAAUCGUCUGAGGCUGAAAAGGAUGCGCUUAGACGCCGCGUGGCGGAACUAGAAAUGUCAAAAGAUCAACAGACUGUCCAAGCUGUGGCUCUGAAACAAAAGGUGGAAGAAAUGCAAGUAACAAGCACAUGGAAUCAAAUGAAAGCAGACUCAGUUGCUGCAACAGCCCAACAACAAGGAGCCUUCUUCAGCCCACAAUCCCCAACAUCACCUCCAAUGGAAGGUCUUGGCCGAGCAGACUCGUUUAGUGGUGGCCCAGUGGCAGCAGGAGGAGCAGGAACAUUCCACCCCAUCAGUGAGCCGCUUGUGAGUUUCGAUGAGGUCGACUUUCCAUCUACACUUGAGGUAAAGUAUCAACAUACAAACGAUCUUGAUUCGGCCAUUGCAGACAUCGAAAAGAAACUGGCAGAGCUGCAGAGUGGCUUUGAUGUAGGAGAGGGGCUGACCACGGCAGGAAUCGACUCAUAGUUGUGAUAACUGGUUGGUUUAAGAACCAAAUUCUUAGUGAGAUUUCAACGUUUUGUGUGGUAUCACGUGCUAAGAAAAUGUAGUAAUACAUAAUUAUAUCAAUGGAUUUGUACGAGAGUAUAAUACACGUGCAUACAAUGGUAA
Molecule: messenger RNA, 1248 nt
Organism: Corticium candelabrum
Lineage: Eukaryota; Metazoa; Porifera; Homoscleromorpha; Homosclerophorida; Plakinidae
Product: PTB domain-containing engulfment adapter protein 1-like
Exons: 9
Coding region: 43-1104 (353 amino acids)
Source: RefSeq, a predicted model, not a curated record